Juglans microcarpa x Juglans regia is the source of this 1048-nucleotide messenger RNA. RefSeq lists its product as uncharacterized. NCBI's taxonomy places the organism in Eukaryota, Viridiplantae, Streptophyta, Magnoliopsida, Fagales, Juglandaceae. The transcript has a single exon. The record is from RefSeq and is a predicted model, not a curated record. The coding region runs from base 199 to 870 and encodes 223 amino acids.
UGAUGACGGCUUCGCUUGCGUCAUUAUCUGCCUCCAUCCUCAAUUUGUUUCCUUGACAAGAGACCUAUUAAUAUAGUACAACUACUCGGUUCUGUGUGUCAGAGGAUUCUUGAACAUUCCCACUCUUCCAUUUUCCUAGUACGCAUCGACCUGUCUCUGCGUCUGUCUGUCUCUUGACACCCGCAACGACACACUAAAAUGGGUGGUUGCGUCUCGCAAGUGAUGGUCACUGGCACACAGUCUUGGCCUUCCAGUGAUCAUCCCACAGCUAAGAUUGUCUCCGUGAACGGUGUCCUCCGGGAAUAUCCUGUCCCUUCAUAUGUCUCCCAGGUCAUCCAGGCCGAGAUCAAUUCCUUUUCCUCUUCUUCUUCGGCGUCGUCGUCCGUUUUCAUCUGCAGUUCUGACAAAUUGGGUUACGACGACUACAUUCCGGCCUUGGAUGCGGAGGACCAACUUCAGGCCGACCAGAUCUACUUCGUGCUUCCCGCGUCUAAGCUUCGGCAGCGCUUGACUUCUUCCGAUAUGGCCGCCUUGGCCGUCAAAGCCACAGUUGCUCUUCAGAAGUACGCCUCCAAAAACAGCGGCCACCUUCGACGGAAGAACAAGGCCCGUAUAUCUCCUGUUACUGUGGUUUAUCAAUCGGUUUCUUUCGAAAGUACUAAGAUCAAUCGGUUUGGGUAUGAACAUAGACUCGAAUCGCAGAAGAAUAACAGACGGCCAGUCGUUGAUGCCAAGCCGAGCAGUGGAUUAUCUCAAGACGGGUCGUCUUCGAGGAAGUUGCAGAGAUACCGUUCUAGAAGAACGAAGACGGCAGUUCGCUCCUUUAGACUCAGUUUGAGCACCAUUUACGAAGGAACUACUGCUCUUUAGAUUAAAACUAUUUAUUUCUUCACUAUGAUCAGUAUAUAAUGCAGUUUCUGAGCCUCAGAAACUACCCGAAUCAUACUCUCCAUCUCCAUAUAAAUAAAAAAAAAAAAAUAGAGAUUGGGAUUGUGCGUGUGAUUUCGUGCAAAUUUUCUUGCUGUUCUUUGCUCUGGAUUUCUUUUCG